GCAAAGAAAAAAGGAGAGAUUAUAAUACAAUCAGAGGUAAUCGUCAUUUGGCCUUUGCAUACAUUGGGAUUCUUGUUCAUGCUAGAUCAUUGUAUACUAUUCAAGCUCAUGUGCUUUUUGAGGAAGAGUUCAUUAAGGGUACUGCUUGUGAUCAUAAGGAUGCUGGUGUGAAUUUUCCUGAAUAUUAUUAUCAUUUGUGGAGACCUGGGAAGGAUAUGAUCAAGCACGAGGUUGUUUUUAAUAAAGAAACACAUGCAAUAUGUUGUACAUGCAUGUUGUUUAGUGAAAUGGGUUUGUUUUGUUGUCAUGCUCUUCGAAUUUAUCAUAUGAAUUGUGUUCAUAAGAUUCCAGAUGACUAUAUAUGUAAGAGGUGGGCUAAGGUUGUUAUGUGUAGUCAUGGCCUUGAUGAACCUACAAUGAAAACCAAUGUAGUAUCUACAAGUGUUUGGAGGACACAAACACUAAGGAAAUUUGUUAAGUUGGUAACAAGUUGUCAACACUCUUUGAAUGCUAGAGCAGAGGUUGAAUGUUAUUUCAAUCUUUUAAAAGAAAAGACUGAGAGUGUUACUGGUACUAUUGAUUUUAAUGAACCAGUUGAAGGUAUUGAAAUUGUUGAUCAUGAAGUUAAGAAUCCGGCAAAAUCAAGACCUAUUGGAGAGAGGAAUUAUAGGCCUAAGAGUAAUUUAGAGAAGGCUUAUAACAAAGCCAGGGGUCAGUGGUUGAAGAAAAAGUCAGUAUACACUCCUUAUAAAAGAUCUAAAGGUCAAGCAGUAGUUCAGGAAUUGGACGAGAAUGGGUGUCCUAUAUCUUAUGCUAAUUCUUUGGCUGAUCCUAAUGAGUUAAUUGUGAUUGAAGAUCCAAGUGCUCAGGUUUGUAAUAAAAAAACUGCCAUUGUAGAAAAUAUCCCUUCAGAUGAUAGUGUUUCAAAUGACUUUGAACAGGAAUAUGGAUAUAGCUCUAUGCAAUCAAACGUUACUGUUGAUCCAGACAUAUUUUCUAUUGUUAAGGGUAAAACAGCUGCAAUUGCUCAUGAUGUUGAUAAUUUUCCAACAAGUUCUCAAUUGCCACCAAAGAAACCAAGAAAUGUACCAUUUCCCACAGUUGUGCAUGCUCAAAUCAAUGCUCAAGCUCCUUCUAAAGUUUCUAGCAUUGUUCAAAAUCCUCCAAAAGCUCCAAGAAAUGUUCAAGUUCGUUCUAGUGUUCCGAAGAAAGUUCAAGCUCCUUCUAAUGUUCCAAGAAGUACUCAAGGCUGUUUUCGGUAUGUUCAAGUUGAUUCUAGUAUUUCAAGAAAUGUGCAUGAUGUUCCUAAUGUUCCAAGAAGUACUCAAGGAAAUUCAAGGAAUGUGCAAGUUUCUCCUAGUGUUUCAAGGAAUGUUCUACUUUCUCCUAGUGUUUCAAUGAAUUUUCAAGGAUCUCCUACUGUUUCAAGAAGUACUCAAGGAGGUUCUCCACAGAUUUCAACCAAAUAUGAUAGGUUAUUAGCGUUUUUUGAUACUAGUGUGGCUAAGAGAUUGGCUACAAAUGGUAAAUAAGAGAGUAAAUCAAUAUGCAAUUAUGUUUUGGUGUUUAACUAUCAACAUUUUUAGUUGUCUCAACUUUAUAGAGAUUCAAGUGCUUUAAGUUUUUUAUAUUUUGAUUUAUUAAGUAAUUUGAAUUUUUUUUUCAAACUA
Chenopodium quinoa (quinoa) is the source of this 1670-nucleotide messenger RNA. RefSeq lists its product as uncharacterized. NCBI's taxonomy places the organism in Eukaryota, Viridiplantae, Streptophyta, Magnoliopsida, Caryophyllales, Amaranthaceae. The coding region runs from base 216 to 1532 and encodes 438 amino acids. The record is from RefSeq and is a predicted model, not a curated record. The transcript is spliced from 5 exons. Gene Ontology annotation, molecular function: zinc ion binding.